AAAAACCAAACAAAAAGCGAAACCCUAUAUCGAAAAAGAAAUAGGGGGUGCUUUGCUAGCCUUGUCUGCCGCCUCAGCAAUAAAAAGGACUAUCGUUUCAGGGGAGUUUAGGUUUUAUAAGGAAAGGGAGAGGAUUUGAAGCGAGGUUUCACGUCUUCUUUAUACGCCUCUCACUCCAUCCCCCUUCCCUUCAUCUUUACCCUCCACACUCUCUAAUAUAGGGUUUUGGCCCUUCCUUUCUCCAAUCAGUUCUUUCCUUUUCUGCUCUUCAAACAAUCCUCAAUGACCAACAAAGGGAUUGACUUCAACAUGCCUGAUCUCGGCGAUGCUCUUAACGAGGAAGCUCGAGCUGGCCUUGUUAACGCUCUCAAGAAUAAACUUCAGAAUCUUGCUGGGGAGCACACCGGUAUUCUGGAGAGCCUGUCUCCUAAUGUCAGGAAGCGUGUGGAGGUUCUCAGGGAGAUCCAGGGUCACCAUGAUGAAUUAGAGGCUAAAUUUUUUGAGGAGAGGGCAGCACUUGAAGCUAAAUAUCAGAAAUUAUAUCAACCCUUGUAUGCCAAGCGAUAUGAUAUUGUAAAUGGUGUUGGUGAAGCCGAAGGAACACCAAAUGAUGUAGCCAUGGACCAAGGGGAGGAUAAAGCUGUCGAAGAGAAAGGGGUUCCUGAUUUUUGGCUUACUGCAAUGAAAAAUAAUGAUGUGCUUUCUGAUGAGAUUACUGAGCGUGAUGAAGGAGCUCUCAAAUAUCUCAAGGAUAUUAAGUGGCAUAGGAUAGAGGAACACAAAGGAUUCAAGCUUGAGUUCUACUUUGACACCAAUCCUUAUUUCAAAAAUACGAUCUUGACAAAGACAUAUCACAUGAUUGAUGAAAAUGAUCCUAUUCUUGAGAAAGCUAUCGGGACGGAGAUUGAAUGGUAUCCAGGAAAAUGCUUAACACAAAAGCUCCUUAAAAAGAAGCCUAAGAAGGGAUCAAAGAAUGCCAAGCCAAUUACUAAAACAGAAGAUUGUGAAAGUUUCUUCAACUUUUUUAAUCCUCCUCAAGUGCCUGAUGAUGAUGAAGACAUUGAUGAAGAUACCGCUGAGGGGCUACAAAAUCAAAUGGAACAGGAUUAUGACAUAGGGUCAACACUUCGAGACAAGAUCAUUCCACAUGCUGUGUCAUGGUUUACAGGAGACGCUAUUCAGGGAGAUGAGGUUGAGAUAGAAGAUGACGAUGAAGAUGAUGAUGAUGGUGAUGAGGAUGAGGACGAUGAAGAGGAAGAGGAUGAUGAUGAGGAUGAGGAUGAGGAAGAAGAAGAAGAAGAAACUAAGACGAAAAAGAAGCAGUCCUCAUCUGCACAAAAGAAGAGUGGAAGAGCACAAGGGGACGGGCAGCAAGGUGAGAGGCCUCCAGAAUGCAAGCAGCAGUAGCUAAUUGCUGCUGUGGCAGAUGUGUGGCAAUGUCUGCAGAGUGCUCUAUAAAGAUGUCCUAUUGGAAGAGUAGGGGGAAGGGGGGUUUGCAGUUUUGGUGGUUAUUUAUUUUUACUUUUUCCAUGUUAUACCAGAAUGGUGGUUAUUUAUUUUUACUUUUUUUCAUGUUGUACCAGAAUUAUUGGUUUGGAGAAUCCUUCUUUUCCC
Messenger RNA from Durio zibethinus, 1614 nucleotides. Its product is annotated as nucleosome assembly protein 1;3-like. Gene Ontology annotation, biological process: nucleosome assembly. Gene Ontology annotation, cellular component: nucleus. NCBI's taxonomy places the organism in Eukaryota, Viridiplantae, Streptophyta, Magnoliopsida, Malvales, Malvaceae. The record is from RefSeq and is a predicted model, not a curated record.